UUGAUGGGCCUCUUUCACAGCCGACACCCAGUUAUUUACAAACGCAAAUCAACAGGGACAUCAUUGCUCCACUUUGGACAGACAUGGAUAACAGAAUCAAUGGAACAAUCUCCUAUCGUCAGGUCACCAGUGGUGGACUCUUACUAACAGCUUCAAACAACAUAAACCAAUAUUUUCCUAAUCUGAACUUCACUGCCUCAUGGCUGUUCAUUGCCACUUGGGAUAAAGUACCGUACUUUUACAGCCCACAAUCGAAGUCAACUUUUCAAGUGGUUUUGGUGUCUGGGAAAAACAUGUCAUUUACGCUCAUGCAUUAUGGUCAUAUUGCUCCGAUCACAUUUCGUUUUUUGUCUGGCUAUGACACAAGUGAUUCAUCUGAUUCCUUUUUAAUUCCUGUCUCUAACAUCACAAAUCUGCCAUACACAAGCAAUGUCAAUGUUAUGGGUCGAUGGGUAUUUCGAGUUGACCAUGCAUUAGACCACAAUGACCUUUUCUACCCAUUUGGAAAUAAAGACAUUAAGAAUCCUUCUGAAGAUGACGGAAGCUCUCCAGUAAUAUUAUUGGAAAAGCCCUUUGUGUAUUUUGGACGUGUUUAUCGAAAGACUUAUGUUAAUAACAAUGGGCAUUUGACAUUUGAUGGGCCCCUUUCACAGGCAAAACCCAUUAAUUUCCAGUCAUACCUCAGAGACAUCAUUGCUCCACUUUGGAUAGACAUGGAUAACACUGUCAGUGGAACAAUCUCCUAUCGUCAGGUCACCAGUGGUAAACUCCUACUAGCAGCCACAGACAACAUAAACCAGUAUUUUCCUAAUCUGAAGUUCUCUGCCUCAUGGCUGUUCAUUGCCACUUGGGAUAAAGUGCCGUACUAUAAUAACUUGCAUUCGUAUCUUUUGGAGUCUCAAAAUAAGAUAUUUUUCUUUUUUAAAGCUAGUGUCACCUAG
This is a messenger RNA of Labeo rohita (rohu), 941 nucleotides long. Its product is annotated as sushi, nidogen and EGF-like domain-containing protein 1. NCBI's taxonomy places the organism in Eukaryota, Metazoa, Chordata, Actinopteri, Cypriniformes, Cyprinidae. The coding region runs from base 84 to 941 and encodes 285 amino acids. Gene Ontology annotation, biological process: cell-matrix adhesion. The record is from RefSeq and is a predicted model, not a curated record. The transcript has 6 exons.